ACUAAGAGCCCUGUAUUUAAAAAGAUAGCAAUCAACUAGACUUUUUCAUCAUCGGCUUACAAACCCUAAAUCGAGGGUUUUCUCUUACAGGUGAGUUUGAAGGAGGAGAGAUUUUUGAGCCAUGAGUAAGCUUCAGAGUGAGGCCCUCAGAGAAGCCAUCUCUGUGAUUAAGAAUGAUUCAGCGGAGAAGAAAAGGAAGUUCAGCGAGACCAUUGAGCUCCAGAUUGGAUUGAAGAACUAUGAUCCCCAAAAGGACAAGCGUUUCAGUGGAUCCGUGAAGUUACCACACAUUCCUCGCCCUAAGAUGAAGAUCUGUAUGCUUGGAGAUGCUCAGCAUGUCGGAGAGGCAGAAAAGAUUGGUUUGGAGUACAUGGAUGUUGAAGGCUUGAAGAAGCUCAACAAGAACAAGAAACUGGUCAAGAAACUUGCAAAGAAAUACCAUGCUUUCUUGGCUUCAGAAUCUGUCAUCAAGCAGAUUCCCCGUUUGUUGGGGCCUGGUCUGAACAAGGCAGGUAAGUUUCCCACCCUUGUUUCCCACCAAGAGUCUCUUGAAUCCAAGGUUAAUGAGACCAAGGCCACUAUCAAGUUUCAAUUGAAAAAGGUGCUCUGCAUGGGUGUUGCUGUUGGAAACAUGGAUAUGGAGGAGAAGCAGAUCUUCCAGAAUGUGCAAAUGAGUGUCAACUUUCUUGUUUCAUUGCUGAAGAAGAAUUGGCAAAAUGUUAGGUGCUUGUACUUGAAGAGCACCAUGGGAAAAACACAACGUAUCUUUUAAGAAGAUUUCUGUUUCUGUUGUUGGAAAUUUUUCAGGCUUUCUUGUUGUGAGCUGUAGACACUCUUUGAAAAUUUUGGGUAGUUGUUAUUUUUGUUAUCUUGUUUUGAAUAUCUAUAAAACUUUUAGGGAUAUUUUUGCUUUCUCUUCGUUAAUGAUGUUUUCACUGAUCCCAGUAACAAUCCGAGAUGCCAAUUGUAGUACAUUACUUUAUUCUGUAGUUUUGGACAGUGAAACAUAAAA
Solanum pennellii is the source of this 1012-nucleotide messenger RNA. RefSeq names its product 60S ribosomal protein L10a-1-like. The coding region runs from base 122 to 772 and encodes 216 amino acids. Gene Ontology annotation, cellular component: large ribosomal subunit. Gene Ontology annotation, biological process: translation. The transcript has 6 exons. Gene Ontology annotation, molecular function: RNA binding; structural constituent of ribosome. Lineage: Eukaryota; Viridiplantae; Streptophyta; Magnoliopsida; Solanales; Solanaceae. The record is from RefSeq and is a predicted model, not a curated record.